Molecule: messenger RNA, 1734 nt
Organism: Stylonychia lemnae
Lineage: Eukaryota; Ciliophora; Spirotrichea; Sporadotrichida; Oxytrichidae
Source: the annotation of a GenBank genome assembly
AUGAAAAAUUGCGACAUUGAUAGGUUCUUAGAGAUAUUCAAUGAGGGUACUAAUUAUGAGGAAAAAUCUUAUCACUCUUUGGAUGAUCUCUACGUUAUUUUUGAAGAAUUUGAAGAUGUUAAUAGAGAAAUAUUAAGAUAGUUAUUUGAUAAGGAGGCGUUUUUCAAUGAAGGAAAGAAGGGGAAACUGAGACUUCUAAAACUAUUAAUGUUUGCCUUGCUUUAUUAUGAUAAGAAAGGUUUCGAGUCAUUCUAUGAGCUUUUUAUAACGAAUCAAGUGAUUAUUCAAGAGUUUACAAAUUUCAUCUGCAAGCAGUAUUUUGACACACAUAAAAAAUAUGGCCUUACUUUUAAAGAGUUUAGUAACAUUGCUCAAUCACAUUAGUACUGGUUUUUUAAACCAACCCUUAUCAGAGAAGAAUUUUUAGUUUAUGCUUUACAAAAUAGAGAUCGAGCUUUGAUGAUAUUCAAAAGUGACGAUGAAAAAGUGUUCUUAGAAGAUAAAUCAUCACUUAAAAUGACAACUUAAGAAAAUAAUCCACUCUUUAAAAAUCUAAUGCUAUCAAACUAAAAAAUAAACUCACAAUAUUUGUAAAAUAAGUUAUCAUCAGACAUUUAACUUCAAAAAUUAGUGAUUUAACUAUCAGAGAGAACUUCUCAGCAUAGGUAAAUUAAAAGUAAUUUAGAAACUUUUGAAGGGAAAGAAAGGAAAAUUAUAGAUCAUAAGAUAAGUACUAAGUCUUUGUAAGAGGAAUAAAAUAGUCUCUCUGAGGAUGAUAAAUUGCAAGAUAUUGUUAGUGUGUCAUAAUCAAUUAGCAAUACUGAUAGCGAAGAGGAAGAAUAAAAGCAUAAGGAUAUAAAGGAUGGAAUAAAAAAAUAAAAAACUAAACUCUUACUAGGGGAGCAAGAUAUUUAUGAGCUGGUACUUUGUAACAUGGAAUAAAAAUAUGGUGAGAUUGCACUUACUUUAUACUAAAAAUUUACGAAAUACAAAUUAGAAACUGCAGAUCUUAACUAGAUCUAGAAACUACUUUACAGAUUAAGAGUGCAUUAAUGUUUUACCACAGAUAUAUCGUCAAUGAAAGAUGAAUUUGUAAUAAGUUUAUAGAGGAAGAUAGAGCAGAAUCUUUCUAAAAACGAUGUGCUCUUGCUUUCAAAAUCUAAACUUAUUAACAAGAAAUUUCUUUAUGUUUAUCAAGAGAUACUUGAAAAAUUUGAAGAAAUGACUAACUCCCAUUUUUUCUAGAUAAAAAAGUAAGCUAAAUACUAUGAUUGUGAGGAUUUAAUUGAAGGACUUAGUUUACCCAACAAAGUAAAGUUUAUUUAGCAAUUGGAUGAUUUAAAGAAUCAAAAGAUAAACAAGCAAGAGCAGCAUAUGAUUUCAUUUACCUUGAUUAUGAAUAACAAUGUCAUAAUGAUUACUAUCUAUAGGUUCAAGUCAAUUAUUUACACUUUCUCAUCCAUUGAUUUUUCAGACUCUGAGAAUGUUGAUUAGCUAAAGAAAAUGUUGUUUCAAUUCAUAAAAGAAAAGUAAUUCAGAUAGCAUUUAGACAAUGGAACUAUUAAAUUUGUACACCAUUAACUACCUUCCAAUAAGGAUUUUGAUACUUUAAUGUAUUUUUGUGAUGUUUCCUAUUGUUGGCUUUUGGGGAUAGAACCUGAUCUUAAUCAUACAUCACUAACAGAUAUAAAAAACAGGAUAUUAUAUUAGAUUAGUAUAAUUUUAACUUGUUGA